This is a messenger RNA of Schizosaccharomyces osmophilus, 618 nucleotides long. Its product is annotated as DUF2011 family conserved fungal protein. The record is from RefSeq and is a predicted model, not a curated record. The transcript is spliced from 4 exons. Bases 1 to 618 code for a protein of 205 amino acids. NCBI's taxonomy places the organism in Eukaryota, Fungi, Ascomycota, Schizosaccharomycetes, Schizosaccharomycetales, Schizosaccharomycetaceae.
AUGGAGCAAGUAAAAGUUUCAAGGAAAGAUUUGCAAGUGCAAAAAGAGGAACCGGAAGUAGAAGAGACUUCGGUGGAUGCUGAAAAAUUAUUAUCGCAAAGACUUUCAAGUGCUUUUGAUUUUGCGUUUGAGCCUCCAGCUAUAGAAAAGAGUCCGCCUGCUGUUCUUGAAGUUGCAGAGAGCAACCAUUGCUCUGAAGAAAAAUCUGAAAGCGAGGACGAGAAUGUUGCUUUUAAUCUGUUCUCAGAUAUUAAUACCAUUUCUUUAAAUGACCAGGAAGUCAUUGUCAACCAAGGUAGACCAAUUGAAUUUUAUGUUUUGCAAGACUCGCCUGAGAGACAAGCUCAUCUACGUGCCAGUGUUUUUACGUUUGAACAACUCAUGGAGGCUAAAGAUGAACCAUGGCCUGCAUGUCAAAAGCCUCAAAAGGUUAUGAACAUUAAAAUCGAUGAUGGUAAAAAGAAACAUCGGUGGAGACCGAGUAAGAAAAGGAGAACACGGAUGAAAAUUUUAAAAGAAAAGCAAGAAAAGGAAAAAUUAAGAAGAAAGACUUAUCAGAACAAAGGGUUUCCGGCGAAGAAAUCUAAUUCUCGGUCAAAUCCGAAACGCAAAUUCUAA